CCCCCGCCCCCGACCCGCCCGGGCAGAGGCGGUGGAGGCCGCCGCCCGCGGAAGAGCUCGCCGGCCGGCCGGCCGCGAGGAUGGAGAUAACGAGGAGCAAUUUUAAGGAUAAUCUCAGCAAAGUUUAUGAAGCUAUUGAAGAUGCAGAUUUUGUGGCUAUUGAUGGAGAGUUUUCAGGAAUUAGCGACGGACCAUCUGUUAGUGCAUUAACCAAUGGCUUUGACACGCCUGAAGAAAGGUAUCAGAAGCUUAAAAAGCAUUCCAUGGAUUUCUUGCUGUUCCAGUUCGGCCUUUGCACUUUUAAAUAUGAUCAGACAGAAUCUAAAUACAUCACAAAAUCAUUUAAUUUCUACAUCUUCCCCAAACCUUUCAAUAGAACAUCCCCAGAUGUCAAGUUCGUUUGUCAGAGUUCAAGUAUAGACUUUUUAGCAAACCAGGGAUUCGAUUUUAAUAAAGUUUUUCGCAAUGGGAUCCCUUAUUUAAAUCAAGAGGAGGAGAGGCAGCUGCGGGAACAGCACGAUGAGAGGCGCUCCCAGGCCAACGGGACUUUGGGGGCUUUGUCCUGCGUGUCUCCCAGAGCCACCAAGUGUCCCGUGAAGAUUCCAGACGACCAGAAAAAGUUCAUCGAGAAAGUGGUAGAAAGAAUAGAAGAUCUCUUACAGAAUGAAGGAAGCACAAAUUUGGAGCUGGAGCCAUGUACGGGGUUUCAGAGGAAACUAAUCUACCAGACCUUGAGCUGGAAGUAUCCAAAAGGCAUCCAUGUUGAAACUCUGGAAACGGAGAAGAAGGAGCGCUAUAUCAUCAUUAGUAAAGUGAAUGAAGAAGAGCGCAAGCAGAGAGAGCAGCAGAAGCAGGCGAAGCUGCAGGAGGAACUGAAGGACGCGGUGGGGUUUUCUCGGGUCAUUCACGCUCUGGCAAACUCUGGCAAGCUUGUGGUCGGACACAACAUGCUCCUGGACGUCAUGCACACCGUCCACCAGUUCUACUGCUCGCUGCCAGAGGAUCUCAGCGAGUUCAAAGAGCUGACGACGUGUGUCUUUCCAAGGCUGCUGGACACGAAAUUGAUGGCCAGCUCCCACCCGUUUAAGGAAAUCGUUAGCAACACGUCCCUCGCCGAGCUGGAGAAGCGCCUGAAAGAGACGCCCUUCAACCCUCCCCAAGUUGAAAGUGCCGAAGGGUUCCCAAGUUACAACACGGCGUCCGAGCAGCUCCACGAAGCUGGAUAUGACGCUUACAUUACUGGCCUGUGUUUCAUUUCCAUGGCGAAUUACCUCGGUUCAUACCUCAGCCCUCCAAAACCUCAUGUCUCUGCCAGAUCAAAGCUCAUAGAACCUUUCUUCAACAAAUUGUUUCUGAUGAGGGUGAUGGACAUUCCGUACCUCAACUUGGGAGGGCCGGACUUGCAGCCUAAGCGCGACCACGUCCUUUACGUGACGUUUCCCAAAGAGUGGAAGACGAGCGACCUUUACCAGCUCUUCAGUGCGUUUGGGAAUAUUCAGGUGUCCUGGAUUGAUGACACGUCCGCGUUUGUGUCGCUCAGCCAGCCCGAGCAAGUGCAGAUCGCCGUUAACACCAGCAGAUACGCCGAAAGUUACCGAAUCCAGACCUACGCAGAGUAUAUUGAGAAGAAGCACGAAGAGAAGAGGCAGGCAAAGAGGAAAUGGGCCGAAGACAGUUGGAAGGAGACUGAGGGAAAGCGCUUAAAAACACAGGUCACGCCGUACCUGCUUCAGAGCCGGUACGGUGUGAGCAGUUUUGCCGCGACCAGCCCUGGGGGGAAGAGGAGCAUGAGCCCCAUCCAGGAGGAGAGCGGCUGCGACGACCCGGAGGAGAGCCAAGGCCAGGAGGUGCCGCUGGAUCCUGCCGGUGCCGUUCCGGAGUCCAUGGAAGGGAAGGGAAGAGCCAGGGAGGCCAGCGGGGAGCCAGCCGCCGCAGGAGACCUCAAGGCCACCCCCACCCGGCUCUUUGACGUCCCGGACACCUGGUAGCCGCCAGCCCGGCACGCGGCCGGCUCCAGCCUGGGGAGGCUGCAGCACAGGCGGCCCCACAAGCGCUGCUUUCUCUGAACAGAGCGGGAUCCAUGAAUAAAAGAUCAGCAGGCUUCUGGAAGAGCAGUUUAAUUCUUUAAACUGUCCGCUGAACAAGCCUCGCCCUUUCUGUGCGUGCGUGCAUGUCCGUCUCGUUGCCUACGUGAACCUCCUUUGCUGUCGUAAACGCUAGAUCAAAAGGCCGUUGGGCUCCGACCGCCUCUCCGCGGCGUGUGGCCCGCAGAGCCGAGCAGGAUGAGCUCGCGCGUUUCGAGCUGGCUCGGCCGGUCUUUGCGGACAGCACAGCGUCCUCCGCAGGUCGGCUGCAUCCGGCUGUUCAUGCUUUCGGCCACUCGUCUCUUGCCGUCCGCAGUAGGAAAGCCCCUGCCGGCGUGUCCCCCACCACUAAAACCCGCUUCAGCCCAUCCUCCGCGUCUUGUGUUAAAGGAAAGGACAAAGGAAGACGCCUCCCUCAGAUCCCACAUCAUGUCUGGGAAGGGUGUUGAGCAAUGGGAGGGGGUGUCCCUUCCCUUGCAGUUUCCCCUCAGCUCGUGGUUUGUGUCCAGUAUUUAAAAAGACAAGCAGAAUCCUGUGACAUUCACCAGCCUUCCCUUGGUAUUUAAAAAAACUGCUUUGGUAGAUUUCAUAAACUUGGGUUGAAAUUUAACAUUUUUGUAUCAUGGAAAUGAGAGUGAAAUAUGUAUUUCCAUAAAGUGAAAAAUUAAAGAUUUUUUUCUUAUGAA
This is a messenger RNA of Varanus komodoensis (Komodo dragon), 2770 nucleotides long. It is a transcript of the gene PARN, whose product is annotated as poly(A)-specific ribonuclease. Gene Ontology annotation, cellular component: nucleus; cytoplasm. Gene Ontology annotation, molecular function: RNA binding; metal ion binding; poly(A)-specific ribonuclease activity. The transcript has 24 exons. NCBI's taxonomy places the organism in Eukaryota, Metazoa, Chordata, Lepidosauria, Squamata, Varanidae. The record is from RefSeq and is a predicted model, not a curated record. Gene Ontology annotation, biological process: nuclear-transcribed mRNA poly(A) tail shortening. The coding region runs from base 81 to 1988 and encodes 635 amino acids.